AUGAAAAUAGCCUUCUCGAUAUUUUUAUUGCAGCCGAUGAAAUUCAAUUAUCUGAAAUUAAACAAAAGGCUGAAAAACGCUUGCUUGAAACUGAAUCAGCUUGGAAAUUUCCCAAAGACUUUAUUACAAUAUGUAAAUAUGAUAUUUUCACUAAUUUAUAUCAAAUUGCAUUAGAACUUGUGUGUAGAAAUCCAAAAGUUAUUUUUGAAUCAGAAGAUUUCUUAAAAAUGGAUGAAAAAGAUCUAAUUGGGCUUUUGAAAU
Racocetra fulgida is the source of this 261-nucleotide messenger RNA. Lineage: Eukaryota; Fungi; Glomeromycota; Glomeromycetes; Diversisporales; Gigasporaceae. The record is from the annotation of a GenBank genome assembly.